Messenger RNA from Linum tenue, 1707 nucleotides. The record is from the annotation of a GenBank genome assembly. NCBI's taxonomy places the organism in Eukaryota, Viridiplantae, Streptophyta, Magnoliopsida, Malpighiales, Linaceae.
AUGAGCGACGGAGCGGCAAUGGACGAGCAUUUCGUCGAGGGAGAUAGGGAGAGUAGUGUCGUGGACAACCAUGGAAGCGGAGUCGCCUUCGCCGGCGCCAACAGGUGGCAGUUCGUCUUCUCCAUCGGACCGAUGGUGACUAACGACGACGACGCGAAUCUGGAAAAUGACGACAAACAAGGCGGUGUCGAGGAAGUCGGAGAUUGGACGGAGGAGGUCGAUGGUGGAGGGAAGAUGGAGGUCGCCCUGGUGGAGGGAAGAUGGAGGUCGUGGCGACGGAGGGUUAAAGAAGAUGACUGGCGGCGAAAUGGGGAUGAGUUGGUGUUGCGGGGGGUUCUUUGCCGAGAGUGGUGCAGCUUCCGAUCUGUUGGUGCCGGGAACGUCGGUGGUGCGCUGCGGUUAUCGGAGCUUCAGCCUACACAUCCAAAGUUUUCGGUCUACAAGAAACGUGGAAUGGCGCCGCAGCUGUUGAAGGAUUUAGCAACUCAUUCUCGAAAAUGGAUCAUUCAAUGUCGUGUCUCUCGGAAGUGGAUCGCAACUAACUGCAACUCAGGAAAAGUUCUGCAUUUGGACAUGGUGCUCAUCGAUUCCGAGGGAUCAGACAUUUGGGCAAUGGUUCCUCCACUGUUGAUUCCGAAAUUUGAAUCCAGUCUAAUAGAACAAGAAGUGUAUGAGAUUAGGCAUUUCAAGGUUGCAAUGACGAAGAACACAUUUAGGCCUGUUCCUAAUCGUCUGAUGAUUGAGUUUGAUGCUGCCACAUUAGUCCAGCAUAUCAAAACAGUGUCGCCAAUACUUGCUUAUAAGUUCUACUUUCUCAAUCAUGCUGCUAUGAUGAAAAGGUUGUACGAUAAGAAGAACCUUUCAGGUAGAGUGUUCUUUCUUUUGUUCUUCAUUGCCAAUCCAGGGGAGAUGGUGAAAGUCACUUUGUGGGGGAGUAUUGGGAAGCAAUUAGAAGACAUCAUCUCUCGCAAUGAACGGACAGCUGUCAUUCUGACCAUUACCUCUGUGUUUGUCGAUGAAUUUAAAGGAGCAACUCAGUUGAAGGCCAACUUGGAUAUUCCAGAGGUGCUUGAGUUUAAGGCAAGGGACACAAAUCUGCCAGCACCUGUGCUGCUUCCUGAAGUACCAGCUCCCGAGAUUCCAAAAAUUUCACUAGCUCAACUAAAUGAUUUCAAAAGCAAUGAAGCACAGACUGACAAACUAUUUUCGGUUGAAGGAAAGGUGACUCAAGUGCGUCCUAAUUGGUGUUACAUGGGCUGUGUUGCAUGCCCGCGGAAGGUGGAGGAGGAUCUGGAGGAGUAUUUUUGUGGCCACUGUAAGACAACAUCUUCCAUUGCUAAAGCAAAGUAUAGAGUUAAAUUCCAGCGGGAAGAUAGUUUUGGAGAGGCUGAUUUUGCCAUCUUGGAGCAUGAAGGGCUGCGCUUUUUUGGAGUAAUGGCUGAUGAGUUAUUCCAAUCAAACCAGAGGAACAAAGAACCUCUUCCGCCCCAGAUUCAUCAGAUUGUAAACAUGACACUGAAGCUAACUGUUAAACUAACUGAGUUUAACAUCAUGAACCCGCAAACUGAGAUCUCUGUGGUCAGCAUUGACCAUGAUCCUCUUCAGCAACUCAAUAAGGAUCUGUGUGCAAAGGACCUUGGAGGAGUAACCUCAGUUGGAGAGAAAAUGGAAGCUGCACUUGAUUGUGAGGCUGACGAUCAAAAGUAG